UUAAAUUCCCAACAUCAUUUUUCAGUCCUACCCUCUCAAAUUUACCUAUAAAUAACACCACAUCUCACCUUCACUACACAACAUCAAACCCUUUGAAAAACCCUAAACAUCUUCAUUCACCCUACAAUCUCAAUGGCAAUCUCCAUUACUCGUUUGGUUUUCUUCGCAGUUCUCGUCUGCUCUUUCACCGGCAACAACAUGGUAUCUGCAGAAUGUGCAGGUGACAUGCAAGGCCUCUUGCAGGAAUGUGCAAGGUAUGUACAGAAGCCAGGCCCUAUGAUCCAACCCUCUGCUGGUUGUUGUGGUGUGGUCAAGAAUGUAGACUUGCCUUGUGUCUGCAGCCAUAUAACAACUGAGGUUGAGGGUGUUAUCAGCAUGGAGAAAGCGGCAUUCAUUGCUGGAGCUUGUGGUAAACCGCUCUCCCGUGGCACCCAUUGUGGAAGUUAUGUUGUUCAAGGAAACUAGACCAAGAAGAAGAGGAUCAGGUGGUAUGGUGGAAGAGAUUUGAAUAUUAAUGAAAACAAUGUAAAACAUGGUUUCUCUUGUACCGAAUAAAUAAAGUUAUGAUAACGUUCAUGUUUUGUUAUGUUUA
Molecule: messenger RNA, 592 nt
Organism: Helianthus annuus (common sunflower)
Lineage: Eukaryota; Viridiplantae; Streptophyta; Magnoliopsida; Asterales; Asteraceae
Exons: 2
Coding region: 133-465 (110 amino acids)
Source: RefSeq, a predicted model, not a curated record